Nematolebias whitei (Rio pearlfish) is the source of this 2628-nucleotide messenger RNA. RefSeq names its product mannosyl-oligosaccharide glucosidase (gene mogs). Gene Ontology annotation, biological process: protein N-linked glycosylation; oligosaccharide metabolic process. NCBI's taxonomy places the organism in Eukaryota, Metazoa, Chordata, Actinopteri, Cyprinodontiformes, Rivulidae. Bases 94 to 2628 code for a protein of 844 amino acids. Gene Ontology annotation, cellular component: endoplasmic reticulum membrane. The record is from RefSeq and is a predicted model, not a curated record. The transcript has 5 exons. Gene Ontology annotation, molecular function: Glc3Man9GlcNAc2 oligosaccharide glucosidase activity.
CACGUCAGUAAGGAAAACUAACAAGGAAGUAGCUAACUAGUUAGCACGAGGACCAUGAGCGCCUGACAGCCAGGUGUUUCGACAGAAGGCAGGAUGGGCCGGCAGAGGAAGAGGGUGCUGACGGGCGAUGCUGCUCCACCUCCGAGGAAAGAUGAGAAGCCUCCCUCGUUUCACCGCAAGGACAAGAAAAAGAAAAUGGACAUCGGAAAGGUCUUCAUCAACAUCUCCAUCGGCCUCUGCGUGUUCAGCCUCAUCUGGUUCUUUUACGCCGUCUACAUGCGGUCCAGUCUGGCCAAGCGGGUGGUGGCUCCACACCCAUCCCCUCGGGUCCUGGACGCCAACAGCAGCAGCGCCGAGGUUUCCCCGGACAGGUUCUGGGGCUCGUACCGGCCUCAGGUCUACUUUGGCAUGAAAACAAGAAGUCCCCGGUCGGUUGUGACAGGUAUGAUGUGGAUGCGUCAGUUUGCAGACGUGGACAUGAGUCUGAGGCACACCUGCGAGCAGGGCGAUCAUUUGCAAAGCUAUGGCUGGCUCAUGCAUGACGGACUCACCUUCGGCGUCCAGGAAAUACGAGACAACGACUUCACGCUGACCACGGAGUUUGUUAAAAGGCUCGGAGGGGUUCAUGGAGGAGACUGGACCUGGAGGAUCACAGCCAAGCAACAUAGCUCUGCUCCCCGGCCGCCCGUCAUUUCUCUGAUGUUCUACGCAGCAGCAGACAUGCAGGGCUCGCUGCAGGCUCACGUAGAGGAGAGGAGUCGCCUCGCCUCCAUCACUGGGUUUUCAGAAGAACUGGGAAACUUCAAGAUGAGCUUCAGGAAGCCUGUGACCGGGGAGUCCAGCACAAAGUACGCCAGUUACAACUACCUCCAGGCUGUGUCUCCAGGCCUGGAGAAGCUCACCGACAUCGUGAAGCUCAGUCUGAACAGCAAGUUUGUCUUCAGCCCCCCCUCCAGUGACAAGAGGCAUUACGUAGGUCUCGACACCUACAGGCCUCCCCACCACCAAAACCAGCAGAAACCCGCCGACCCAAGGAAAGAAAGCGACUUUGUGGUUCACCAGGUGACGGUGCAGCUGCCGUUCCAGGUGGAAGUUUUGUUUGAGUCGGGAAGCUUCUACAACCGGCCCGACCAGCUGGUGGGCUCCGUGAUGACGGAGGAGCUGGAGAGGAGGAAAGCUGAGUUCAACGCAAAGUUUGAGAAGAUCUUUGGGCUUGAGAGCAAAGGUUUUAACCAGGGACAAAUUAAAUUUGCCAAAGCGGCCCUCAGCAACAUGCUGGGUGGACUGGGUUACUUCUAUGGCCAGUCAGUGGUGCAGUCAGUCUACAAUGAAUACCCGCUGCUGUACCCUGAAGGGGCUUUGUUCACCGCCGUCCCGUCACGCUCAUUCUUCCCCAGGGGUUUCCUCUGGGAUGAGGGCUUUCACCAACUCCUGCUGAGUAAGUGGGAUCCCCAGGUGACAAGGGAGGUGGUCGCCCACUGGAUCGACUUAAUGAAUGUGGAGGGCUGGAUCCCUCGGGAGCAGAUCCUGGGAGACGAGGCUCUCAGUAAAGUCCCAGCUGAGUUCGUUGUUCAGAGGAACGAGAACGCGAACCCUCCGACUCUCUUCCUGGCUCUUCAGGAACUUGUUGAACAGCUCUCCUCUAAUCCAGACGAGGCAGCAACCAAGCAGACCCUGCCGUUCCUUCGAAGGCUUUUCCCCAGGCUAAAAACCUGGUUCGAAUGGUACAACACCACGCAGAGCGGGCCCCUCCCCAACUCCUACCGGUGGCGUGGGCGGGACAAGGACACCAACCUGUUCCUCAAUCCCAAAACCCUAACCUCAGGACUGGAUGACUACCCACGGGCCUCACACCCCUCAGCAGACGAGCGGCACGUGGAUUUGCACUGCUGGAUGGCCUUGUCCUCGGCCAUCAUGGCUAGCAUAGCUAAACUUCUAGGUGAGCCGUAUGAGGACUACAAACACCUACACACCGUGCUGAGUGACAACAAGCUGCUGAACGAGCUGCACUGGUCAGAACAACACGCUGCUUUCAGUGACUAUGGCAACCACACAAAAGCUGUGUCCCUGCAGAGGGAGAAGGUGUAUGUACCUCCAGGACAACCGCGGCACCAGUUCCCUGUGGCACGCCUCGUGCGCUCGGUCCGCAGGGCUCCUAAGCUGCAGUACGUUAACGCUUUGGGCUACGUUAGCUUGUUCCCCUUCUUACUGCAAAUCCUCGAAGCGGAUUCACCCAAACUGGAGCACAUCUUUAACGCUAUUAAAGACUCCAGCAAGCUGUGGACUCCCUACGGCCUGCGCUCGCUCUCCAAGACCGAUUCUCUCUACAUGCAGCGAAAUACAGAGCACGACCCCCCCUACUGGAGGGGGCCGAUAUGGAUUAACAUCAAUUACUUGGCGGUCAGAGCCCUCCACCACUACAGCACCACAGAAGGGCCAUACCAAGGGAAGGCAGCUACUCUUUAUCAGGACCUCAGGACUAAUAUCAUCAAUAAUGUUUAUAACCAGUAUGUUGAAACGGGCUACGUCUGGGAGCAGUACAAUGACAGCACUGGCAGGGGUCAAGGCUGCCACCCAUUCACUGGCUGGUCUGCGCUCACAGCCUUAAUGAUGGCUGAGCAUUACUGA